Molecule: messenger RNA, 738 nt
Organism: Dacryopinax primogenitus
Lineage: Eukaryota; Fungi; Basidiomycota; Dacrymycetes; Dacrymycetales; Dacrymycetaceae
Exons: 6
Coding region: 1-738 (245 amino acids)
Source: RefSeq, a predicted model, not a curated record
AUGGAUAGCAAGGUGGUGCUUACGGCAAAGGAAGCUACGUUCAAUAUUCCCAUGUGGAAGCUCGGGAAGCUCACACUGUACAAGCUGAAUGCUCGGAUUAUCGGCGUCUAUCACGUUCUCUACCCUCCCGAUCAUUUGUCCAAACUCGGCGACGAAGCAGGUCUCUCUUCGGUUCCCCUGGCAGAGAAGCCUGGGUUCGAGUUCUCCGAGAACGACUCGCCGGAUCUUACACAGUGGAGGAUUACCGCGAUCACCAAUGCGGCGAAUGCGGCGAAUGCGGCGAAUGCGGCGAAUGCUAAUGAUCCCAAGACGAUCGCCGAAGUCAAGCGCCGGUUCAACCUGUUGCUCGAGAAGAACGACCUGUUCCGAAUUGCCGGUGACCUCCAGCGCACUAUCUACGCGAAUGUCGUCCGUCUUGGCGGUAAAACGGCUGCAAUGAUCGCCUUGUGCCGCUCUACAGAUCCUGCGCUUGUGAAACCAAGUCAGACGCACCUGUCCAACCUCGUGGAGAAGUUCAAGGGGAACUUCUCCCUUGGCCGUGUCCUUCAAUACAGCUUUGACUCGCUCACGACGUUCGAAGACGUCAACGUCAUCGAGGGAUUCUUCGAGGAUAAGGAUACGAGCACAUACGUCCAAGCGCUCUCCCAGGGGUUGGACGAUGUGCGGAGUAAGGCGGCUUGGCUGGAGCGGGAUAGGGCUGAAGUGGAACAGUGGCUCAAGAAGAAUCAGUACUUGUAA